Messenger RNA from Macrobrachium nipponense, 943 nucleotides. RefSeq names its product balbiani ring protein 3-like. Gene Ontology annotation, biological process: positive regulation of protein autophosphorylation; positive regulation of cell population proliferation. Lineage: Eukaryota; Metazoa; Arthropoda; Malacostraca; Decapoda; Palaemonidae. Gene Ontology annotation, cellular component: membrane. The transcript has 5 exons. The coding region runs from base 119 to 661 and encodes 180 amino acids. The record is from RefSeq and is a predicted model, not a curated record. Gene Ontology annotation, molecular function: growth factor receptor binding; growth factor activity.
CCGUUUCUCACUCCGUUGUCUGGUGGGAGACGGCUUGUGUUGUGCCCUCUGCAACAUCCCUUUCUUCUUCUUCAUCUUUUGCGUCUGGUCCUGUGGUAAUCGAGGAGAAUCCAACGACAUGAAGGCCCUUGGUCUCCUGAUAGCACUCGCCUCGCUCGCUUGUUGCGCAGCGUCGCAGAGUUGCUUUUCUAGGCAAGAAAAGAAAGACCUGGCGAAAAUGAGAAUGGCAAAUCGGUGCAAAGACCCCACUGAAAGAUUUGUGCAUGUUCCAGUACCUGACGGUUUCGAAUACAUCAUGCCAAGCACGGUCCAGGUGAAACGUUGCGAUGGGUAUUGCUGGAUGAUGAACAGAGCUUGUCUACCAACGAAAAUUGAGAAAAAAAUGGUCAAGGUCCAGGCAACACGCAUGGCUCCGAAUAUGGUUACGGCAAUGGAAUGCCCGGUAGUGGAAGUGGAUGAACACGUUAGCUGCGGAUGCGAAUGCAUGACAUCUAAGGAAGACUGUUCAGAAAACCAGGAGUUUGAUGACAAGUCCUGCUCCUGCAUGUGCAAAGAGGACCUUCGAGAGAUGUGUGGUGGUGACAAAAUGUGGAGUUCAGAGAGAUGUCUUUGCAUUUCAAACGGGGUCCUUCAGGAGAUGGCUGGAGAUUUGGAUGAUUAACGCUGAAUGUACGGAGGCUCUCUCUCUCUCUCUCUCUCUCUCUCUCUCUCUCUCUCUGCACAGUCAUAUUUUGAACAAAGUAUGUAGUAUUAGUACUCAAAUGUAUUUUAGACCUUUGCGAUUAUUCGCAAAAGAUGUGAAUAUUUGUGCACACUUACACGAAUGCGGUUCUGCUAAACAUGUUUGGAUGAUGGCGUCUUGUGGAAAAAAAACUAUCAUUAUACUGUUCGAAUUUACAACUAAAGCCGAGGGGUUUAUGGUCCAAUAAAUUGAUCAAAGAAC